AUGGCGACCAGGACCAAGAAAAUCACGCGCACCAAGACCGGUUGCUUGACUUGUCGGAGGAGACGCAAAAAAUGCGACGAGGGAAAGCCAGAAUGCCAAAACUGCCUUCGAAAUAGCUUCGUUUGCGAAGGCUACCAGCAACAAAAGGCGUGGCAACGGGCACAUAGCAUGGGUAACGAUGUGCCCGGAGCAAGAGAGACCCCGGACUUUGGACCGAACGAAGCAACCAUGCAGGCUGUGGAUGAUUGGAAUGACUUUGUGCUUCCAGGAUCCGGGGCAUUCAGGGAGGACUUGCUCUUCACCAGUCCAACGUUGGACCCGACUGUUGACGAUCUGAUGAACCUCACUUCCCCUUCCUCGACGGCCAAUGCUUGGCUCGGUCACACUAUGGCGGCUCUCUUAGAAGACCACGUUACCCCCAAUGCCAGUCACACCAACGAACACCAGGAGAGUGCGGAAGAACUCGCCGACAUCAGAUCCAGAAGUAGCACCGCAUCCAGUACGGACAAAGAUUCAAGCCUUUGUAGGCGUGUGACGCCACCAGAACAUGCCCGACGACGGUCGGUAUCCAUCUUGCAGCCGUUGCCAUUUCUCGUGGAUGGGAUUCAGACACAGGCCGAGCGCAGAGUCUUUGAUCAUUAUCACAAAGUGGUGACUCAUGUUCUCCUGUUGAAGACGCACAGCAACCCAUUGGUAUCGAUCCUGAUACCCCUGGCAUUGUCACAAGAUGGAAAUAGUGGCCUUUUGGAUGCAAUCAUAUGCCUAUCCGCAAGCCAGUAUCAGUACGCAGUGUUGGCAGCUGGCUGCGGAGGGGAUACCGCCGAGAAUGCCGGCAUACAGAAGUUGAAAUGGCAGCGUCAUGGCAGAGCCGUGAAGCAUCACAUCCAAUUGCUCAGUCAAUUGCCGAAGCAGUCAUUGGCACCUGAAUCACAAAAGAGUGGCCGCCAGCAACUUUUGAUCCUCACUAUGAUCCUCUACCAAUUUAGUCUUUGCGAAGGAAACUGGUCCGCAGGAAGACGUAUGCAUUUCAAUGCAGCUCGAGAACUCAUCAGGCAAAUCUAUCAGGAUAACAGCUACGACCCAGCCCACCACGAAAGCUUUGAUAUUUUCGUGCUCAACUGGUUUUAUUUCCACGACGUCUGUUCCUCCCUGACAUCUCCGCAAGAUGGCCCUUGUAUAGACUUGCACCGUCGCUGUUUAAACGGAGCAGGUGCGCCGUUGCCAGCCACAAGCCUGACAAUGAGAUACCAGGCCGCCCACCCCUCACAAACCGAGGUCUUCCUGAUUGGGCCCCAUGAUGGGUUGUUGACCAUUCUGGCCCGCAUCAUCAGACUACAUCGUGAACACCCUCUGGAUGAAUAUGGAGAGCAGGGGCUCGACAUGGAUGUUCUCACGGAAGGAUUAGCGAUUGAAGCUGAUCUUCGAGAAUGGGAGUACACUUACACCGAUACCCAGAGUGCCAAUGUGGCCGAAUCCUAUCGACUCGCGGCAUUCAUCUUGCUUUGGUACACGGUGCACCCUCACAGCCCCUUAGACAAUGAGAAGGUGCAGCUGGCUGUGCAAGAAGGGUUGAAGCUGCUGGAACCUAUUGGUGCCAAUGACAGCGCGCAGACAUGCUCCUUAUUGCCCCUGUUCGUGUUCGGAGUCUCAACGGACUCGGCGACACAGCGGCCUCUUAUCAAAGCCAAAAUCGAUCGCUAUGGAUCGUGGGCAUCAAUUGCGAACAUUAUAGAAGCUGGCAAGUUUUUGGAGCAAUGGUGGCGAGCUGCCGACAAGAUGAACCAAACGCACAGACGGUGGUGGGACUGGGAAGUCUAUCUCAAGGCCAACGAGAUUGACAUCUUUUUAGUCUAA
Capronia epimyces CBS 606.96 is the source of this 1854-nucleotide messenger RNA. RefSeq lists its product as uncharacterized. The coding region runs from base 1 to 1854 and encodes 617 amino acids. NCBI's taxonomy places the organism in Eukaryota, Fungi, Ascomycota, Eurotiomycetes, Chaetothyriales, Herpotrichiellaceae. The record is from RefSeq and is a predicted model, not a curated record. The transcript has a single exon. Gene Ontology annotation, biological process: positive regulation of transcription by RNA polymerase II. Gene Ontology annotation, molecular function: zinc ion binding; transcription cis-regulatory region binding; DNA-binding transcription factor activity, RNA polymerase II-specific. Gene Ontology annotation, cellular component: nucleus.